Molecule: messenger RNA, 1424 nt
Organism: Drosophila willistoni
Lineage: Eukaryota; Metazoa; Arthropoda; Insecta; Diptera; Drosophilidae
Product: nucleolar protein dao-5
Exons: 1
Coding region: 47-1384 (445 amino acids)
Cellular component (GO): nucleus
Source: RefSeq, a predicted model, not a curated record
GAGUUAUAAACAUUGUAUUAAUUAAUAAUAUUUUUAAGCAACAGCAAUGUCUCUUGUUGCUUACGCCGCCAGCAGCGAUGAAGAUUCCGAAAAUGAUGAGCCCGUUUUAUCAAAAGUAACAGAAAGUACAAAAAAUCAUAUAAGCGAUGAUGAUGAUGACUACGUGCCCCAAGAGGUAACUUUGAACCAGCUAAAAUCUUCGAGUGGACGAUUUGCAUUGGCAUUGCCCAAGCCCAAGGUCUCUGCAGCAUCCAGUCCAGAAGAGGAGGACAAUGUAGAAGGGACGUCAGUUUUUGCUACACUUCCGACACCACGAUCAACUGUGGCAACCGCUGAGGAAGCGGAUGAUGAGUUUCUACAUAAAAAACCAUCUGCUCUGGUAGGCAGUGAAGAAUUGGAAAAGCCUCCACCAUUGCCAACUAAGAGAAGCGUCAAGAUCAGCAUACCCUCGCUAAGAGAUUUCUCAGAUGUGGACAAAGAGAUAUCUGAAAAAUUGAAAUCCCGGAAAAAUGAAGUUAAAACCAAUACACCCAAAGGAUCAGGACUGUUGAGUUUAUUACCCCAAGCCAAAUCCGAGCGUAAUUUUUCCAAGACAGAUUUAGCUGUGGCCGCACAAAAACCACAAACUGUUCAUGCAACCAAAACGUCUGUAGCGGCCUCUCCCUUUGUCCCGGAUACAGUGAAGCAGCGCAGAGCUGCCCAUAAUACUGAAGCCGUUGAUGGUGUGAAAAAAAUUAUUGCUCCGCACAAAAAAUCAAAUACAGCCCGACCGUCCGCUACAUCGUUGGUUGCUGUUAGCGAUAGCGAAGAUGGUGAUGACGAUGAUGAUGAUGGAGACUUUUUCUCACUGAACAGCGAGCACCGUCUCCCAGAGGUUAGCAGCAAUGAGAUUAAUGCAUUGGUAGCAAAGCGUGCUGCUAGAAUGGCUGAGGCCAGUAAUAAAUAUCUGGAAAAUGUGACAGAACGACAGGUCCCCGAGGAAGAGUCACAAGAACACGAUCGUCAGGCUGAAAAUGAACAUCAUCUGCGACAAAUUCAAGCCCGCAAUCGUGACGUGCAACUUAACGCCGAAGCAAUGGAUGCAUUGGUGGGUAAAAAUGCUAAGAGGCGGCGUAAGGAAGCAAAGGGAAUGCAAGUCAUCGAAAUUUCUGGUUCUGAAGUCCACCCCAAUCGUGAAGAAUGGAUGCGAACCGCUUUGGCUUCAUCCACAACGUUCCAACCCACAGGCGUGCUUACAGACGAAGAGCCUGUGGCGGGCACAAGACGUAAACAUCAAAUAACUUAUCUGGCCCACAAGGCCAAGGCCAAUGAGGCUGAACUACAAGCCAUGUGGUCGGCCAACAGGAACACACGACGUGUGACACAGAGCAAAUAUGGUUUUUGAUUUAUUUACAAAUUUCUUCUUAAAAUAAAUAUGCUUAAUU